This is a messenger RNA of Scheffersomyces amazonensis, 3733 nucleotides long. It is a transcript of the gene YCS4, whose product is annotated as condensin subunit. Gene Ontology annotation, cellular component: condensed chromosome, centromeric region; condensin complex; nucleus. Gene Ontology annotation, molecular function: histone binding. The record is from RefSeq and is a predicted model, not a curated record. The transcript has a single exon. Bases 18 to 3461 code for a protein of 1147 amino acids. Gene Ontology annotation, biological process: mitotic cell cycle; meiotic chromosome condensation; mitotic chromosome condensation. NCBI's taxonomy places the organism in Eukaryota, Fungi, Ascomycota, Pichiomycetes, Serinales, Debaryomycetaceae.
CUACCACUACCACAAUCAUGGACUUUAACGUGACCACAUACUUUAACGCAUUUGAUGUGGAUAAACAGUAUGAGUUGGACGUAUCAGAUAUCAAUUCCAAACUCGAAAGUGUCACGAAUCUUUUAGCAGAUAAUCCUGAAUCAAUUAAUCUUAAUCAUGAAUUAUUUGAAGAUCUUAUUGAUUUAAUUCAUGGAUUUAAAUCUCUUGAAGUUAAACAUCAAAAGCAAUUAGCAUAUUUAAUCACUUCAUCAUUUAAUGCCAUUGGAAAUCUUUAUGGAGGAAUAUUAUCAAGUGGAGGAGAUUAUAUUGAUAAUUUAGAAUUUUAUAAAGGAACACUUGAAAGAUUUGGAUAUCUUAUAUUUGUAUUAGCAAAACAUUUAGGUAAAGAAGAAUUUACCAAAACCAAUGGGAAAUUUCGUAGUGGAGAAAUAUCAUCAAAAUGGAAAUCAAAUUGUAUUGAGGUUGAAGAUUGUUUAACAUCAAUUGUAUCAGUAUUAAAAAUUGAACUUUCAAAAAUAUUUAUAACAUCACCAGAAAGAAAUCUGUUUAUUGAAUUAUUUACAAGACCAAUUAUGAAUUUAAUGGAAAAUCCUGAUAGAAUGAAAGUUACAUCAAUAAAAUUACUUAUAUUUAAAAUUAUGGCAUUAUCAGUUAAAAAUCAUGAUCAUAGUACAAUUAUUCAACAUAAUAUAAUUCAAUGUUUAACUUAUUAUAUUCAUUUACCAAUUUAUAUGGCAGAAUUACUUCAUAUAAUUGCAACUGAAUAUAAUUAUUAUUUAUUAAUUGAAGAAGUUUUACGAGAAAUAUCUCAAAUUCAAUUUAAUGCCAAUGAUACAAAUGGUCCAAAAACUGUUUCUGAAUUUCUUAUAAGACUUUCAGAAUUAAGUCCAAGAUUAAUUCUUAAACAAAUGAGUUAUAUAGCUCAAUUAUUAGAUAAUAGUAAUCAAUCUUUAAGAUGUUCAGUAGUUGAAACUUGUGGAAAUAUUGUCGUUGAUAUUUUAAAAAAUAAACAAAAUGAUGAAAGUGAAGAAUUAACUAAUAAUGGGGUUGAAGGUUUACUUGAUUUACUUCAAGCUCGAGUUUUAGAUCAAAAUCCUUAUGUUAGAACUAAAGCAUUUCAAGCUUUAACUAAAGUAUUAGCUUUAAAUAUUAAAAUGCCUUCAAGAAGACAAAAAUUAAUAAUUAUUGCCGUAAGAUCUUUAGAUGAUAGAAGUACUUUAGUACGUCGUAAUACAAUUAAAUUCUUAUCAAAAUUAAUAUUAACUCAUCAAUUUACGGCCAUUAAUGGUUCUCAAUUAAAAUAUUCUUUAUGGAAGGAAAGACUCGAUGAAGCAGAAGCUGAAUUAUUAAAAUAUUUACCAUUAUCACCUAAAAAGAAGAAACGUAUUUCAAGAAUCGAUGAAGAUGAAGAUGAUAUGGAAAUCGAUCAAGAAGGUGAAAAGGAAGAAGAAGAGGAAGAGGAAGAAGAACAACAACAACAACAACAACAAAAUGAUGAACUUAGCGAAUCAGAUAAUGAAGAUAAUGAUGAAGUUGAUGAAGCAGAACUUAAUGCUGCAUUAAUGGAACAAGAACAAAAUCUUCCUGAUACAACAGUUUUAUUUAGAGCUAAACUUAAAGCCAAUUAUUUUAAAGAUGCUAUUGAUUUUAUUGAAGCUAUUCAAAAUGGUACAGAAAUAGUUUCUCGAUUAUUAUUUUCAAAAAAUAGAAAUGAAGCUAUUGAUUCAAUGGAUUUCUUAGUUCUUGCUGAUGCUUAUGGAGUUGAAAAUGCAGAAGAAGGAAUUAGAAGAAUGCUUCAUUUAGUAUGGAUGAAAGGAUCUUCUGAUGAAGGUAAAUCUGUACCAUCUCAUUUAAUUGAUUGUUAUAAAGAUUUAUUUUUAACUGCUCCAAAAGAUAUUUCAAGAUUAGAUCAAACUUUAAUUAUUGCCAAAAAUCUUAUAGGAUUAACUUUAAAAGCUUCAUUAGCAGAUCUUGCAUCAUUAGAAAAAUUAUUAGGAAUGAUGUAUGAACAAGAAUUAAUUGCUCAAGAUAUUAUUAAAGUAUUAUGGCUGAUAUUUAGUAUUGAAUCAAUAUUAGAUGAAUCUCAAUCUAAACAAAGAUUAGGAGCAAUUAUAAUCUUAGGAAUGUUAGCUCUUACUGAUCAUUCAAUUGCUGUAAAGGGAUUUGAUUCAUUACUUAAUAUUGGACUUGGAGAUAUUGGAAAACAAGAUUUAGAACUUGCAAAAUAUACUUGUAUUGCUCUUCAAAGAUUAGUUCCAAGUGAUCAACUGAAACAAAUUACUAGAGAAGAUGAAUUUAAUGAAAAAUUAACUGAUAUACUUUUGAUAUAUAGUGAACAAUCAGAUUGGUUUGGAGUAGCAGAACAAGCUAUUGGAGCUAUAUAUCAAGUAUCUUCAAAUCCAGAAAUUAUUUGUACACAAGUAAUUAAACGGAAAACUUUAUCAGUAUUUAAAGAAAUUUCUCAAAAUGAGAGUAAAACAAUUUCAUUAUCUCAAUUAUUAUUUAUUGUAGGUCAUAUUGCUAUAAAAACUAUUGUUCAUCUUGAAAAAUUAGAAGGGAAAUUUAAAAAGAAAAAGCAUGAAGCUGAAACUAAAAAGAGUAAUUCUAAAGAUGAUGAAGAAAAUACUGAUGAAUUAGAAAUGAUUGGUGGUACAUCAGAAGAUGAUUUCACUGAUGCAGUAAAUCAUGUUAAAGAACGAGAAUUACUUUAUGGAGAUAAUUCUUUAUUAUCUAAAUUUGGUCCACUUGUUACUGAAAUUUGUGCUAAUAAUCAUAAUUAUAAUAAUACAGGAUUACAAAGAUCAGCAGUUUUAUGUAUGAUUAAAUUAAUGUGUGUUUCAUCAAUAUAUUGUGAACUGAAUUUACCAUUAUUAAUUACUAUAAUGGAAAAAUCUGAUGAUCCAAUAAUUAGAUGUAAUUGUGUAUUAGGAUUAGGAGAUAUGGCAGUUUGUUUUAAUAAUAUUGUUGAUGAAAGUACUGAUUUUAUUUAUCGUCGAUUAACUGAUGAAAAUAUGAUGGUACAAAGAACAUGUCUUAUGACGGUAACAUUUUUAAUUUUAGCAGGUCAAGUUAAAGUUAAAGGUCAAUUAUCAUCAAUGGCUAAAUGUCUUGAAAAUCCUGAUCAAGGAAUUAGUGAUAUGGUUAAAUUAUUCUUUGCAGAAUUAGCUACAAAAGAUAAUGCUAUAUAUAAUGGAUUUAUUGAUAUAUUUAGUGGAUUAUCAAAUGAUGAAGCAUUAUCAAAGGAUUCACUUAAGAGAAUUUUAAAAUUUUUACUUUCAUUCAUUGAUAAAGAAAAACAACAAAAACAAUUAUCAGAGAAAUUAUUAAUUAGACUUUCUAAAUGUCAAACUGAAACACAAUGGAAUGAUGUGGCAUUUGUUUUAUCUACAAUUCCAUAUAAGAAUGAAUCGAUAACAGCUGCAUUAGAUGAAGGAUUUAAAUUAGUUCUGGCGAGAACUUAGGAUAGAAUAGAUAUAUGUAGUAUAUAAUAGAUAGAUGUACUAAUAGGUAACACAUACUAUAUAGGUAAUAUGUUGUGUAAAAGGUAAUGUGUACUAUAUAAUAGAUAGAUGUAAUGUAUUUGGUAGUAUAUACUAUAAUAUAUACAACAUAUACUCUGUAUAAGUACUAAGUAUAGUUUAUGUAGUAGAAUAUACUUGUAUAUUGAGAUAAAACUAGACAAUGGGAGAUGCAAGCAUAAAAGUAGAGGAAAUGUGUAGAUAUAUAUAGGAUC